Messenger RNA from Lacerta agilis (Sand lizard), 2084 nucleotides. RefSeq names its product solute carrier family 37 member 1 (gene SLC37A1). Gene Ontology annotation, biological process: glucose-6-phosphate transport; phosphate ion transmembrane transport. The transcript is spliced from 20 exons. The record is from RefSeq and is a predicted model, not a curated record. Lineage: Eukaryota; Metazoa; Chordata; Lepidosauria; Squamata; Lacertidae. Gene Ontology annotation, cellular component: endoplasmic reticulum membrane. Bases 457 to 2043 code for a protein of 528 amino acids. Gene Ontology annotation, molecular function: glucose 6-phosphate:phosphate antiporter activity.
GGAUUCUCUCUCUGACGGCAGUUUUGAGCCCUGCCGCCUCGAGCCCUGCCUGGGAGAGCCUUUCUUUCUCAGUUGCUGCCGUCAGAGCGAGAGGGAGGCGGCCCUGGCGGCGAGCAGAGCAGGUUCUCCUGUCACUAUUUGCAGCAGCGGCGCACCAGAACUGGUUCGGCUUGAAUGAAGCGAGACCGCGCCCGGGAGCGGCGCCUCGACCAGGAAGUGGCUGCCAGGAAACGAUGCGUCCGCCUCGGAGCGCCAGAGAGUUGUAGAGGUGAAGAGACGGUCGUCGUUGUCGUCGUCCCUUCAGGAAGAAGAAUCAGCCACUCAUAGUGAUGGUCAGUGGCACCAAAGGAGAAAUGUAAAGGACAUUAAUCAAUGUGACAGUUGGUUCUGUUGAAAACCUGGAACCAAUACCUGAAGCACCUGAAUAAUUAAUAUCUGAAACUGAUACUCAAGUAAAUGGCUGAACUUCCACCGGGGAUUCGCUUGAUAACUUUAUUUACAAGAGACCAGUGGUACAGGGCUCUCACAUUUGUCCUGACUUUUAUGCUGUAUGCUAGUUUCCACUUAUCAAGGAAACCAAUCAGUAUAGUUAAGGGAGAACUACAUAAGCACUGCAACGCUCCACAAGUUAUUGAGCAUAACACCUACAAAGAAUAUGCCAUCCAGAUUCAACCUGUUAAAAAAAUUGCUAAUGAGUCACGCUGUGGUUGGGAGCCAUUUGAUAAGAGCAACUACAAGCAGUUGUUGGGAGCCCUGGAUUAUUCAUUCCUAUGUGCUUAUGCAGUUGGGAUGUAUCUGAGUGGCAUAAUAGGUGAACGUUUGCCUAUCCGGUAUUAUCUCACUGGAGGGAUGUUUGCCAGCGGUCUCUUCACUGCCAUGUUUGGACUUGGUUACUUCUAUAAUAUACACAGCCUGUGGUUCUACAUCGUGGCUCAGAUGGCUAAUGGAUUGGUGCAAACUACUGGCUGGCCCAGUGUGGUUACCUGCAUUGGCAACUGGUUUGGGAAAGGAAGGAGAGGACUGAUCAUGGGAUUAUGGAACUCACACACUUCAGUGGGGAAUAUUUUAGGGUCCCUAAUAGCUGGCUAUUGGGUGUCUACCUCCUGGGGUUUGUCCUUUGUGGUGCCUGGCGUUAUAAUAGCUUUAAUGGGGAUUGUGUGCUUCCUGUUUCUUAUUGAACAUCCUAGGGAUGCAAACUGCACAAGUUCAUCAUCCAGUAAUUCAAAAAGUUACAUGAAUGGGCCAGAUAGAUACACCAUUCAGAAACCAGAAUUAAGCGCUAAGAAAACAAGCUUAUCUUGGGAUCCAGAGAAGCACUGCCUGCUCCCUGACAAUGAGAAGUGCAACAAGUCACUGAAUCAUAACAAUGCAGGCUGUGAGGAAACUGAAAACAGGAAGUCUGCUAUAAGUUUUUCUGGAGCUUUGCGAAUACCUGGAGUUGUAGAAUUCUCUCUCUGCCUGUUAUUUGCCAAACUGGUCAGCUACACUUUUCUUUUCUGGCUUCCAUUGUACAUCACAAAUGUAGAACAUAUUGAUGCUAAACGAGCAGGCGAUCUAUCCACACUAUUUGAUGUUGGAGGAAUCUUUGGUGGAAUUUUGGCAGGCAUAAUAUCAGACCGACUGAAGAAAAGAGCUACAACUUGUGGCAUGAUGCUUUUGAUUGCAGCACCCACGCUAUACAUAUUUUCAGCAAUCAGUAAAAUGGGCUUUGAGGCCACCAUAGUUAUGCUGCUCAUCAGUGGAGCUCUUGUAAAUGGCCCUUAUGCAUUGAUCACAACAGCUGUCUCGGCUGACUUGGGUACCCAUAAAAGUCUCAAGGGAAAUGCAAAAGCACUCUCUACUGUUACAGCUAUCAUUGAUGGAACAGGUUCAGUAGGUGCUGCUCUGGGCCCUUUGUUAGCUGGUCUCCUCUCUCCUUCUGGUUGGAACAAUGUAUUUUAUAUGCUGAUGAUUGCAGAUGCUUGUGCCUUGCUUUUCUUGCUCCGCCUUAUACGAAAUGAACUUCGAUGUAGUCUGGAUCGCACCCUGUUUAAAGAACACUGAAUUUUAGGAAACAAGUAAAUUAAAAUGAUUGUUUUUUUAAA